UGAGGAUGCGCGGAGCGGAUUCACCAUCGAGGCCAACGGCCGGAUAUUUGGUACUGCAGCUAGUUGCGGGCUUUGCUGGUGCUAUACUGCAGCAGUUCUUCUUUCCUGCCGUGGUGGCAUCGCGGCCCACGGUUCCAUCUUCCGGUUCCGAUGGGAAUAUCGAGCAGGGCGACGGCGGAAAUUCCGCUAAGCAGGGCGGUGGAAAGCCGAGGAACCAUGAUUACGACUUCGUAAUCCCACAGUGUGAGGAAGUGCUUUCGUCUUAUCGUUUCUGGUUACGCACGCACCAAAAGUUUUGGAGCGCAGACCUGGAGCUAUCUCCGAAGUGGGUUCGGGAUGGCAGAAGUUUUCCGCAUUGCGUUAUGCAGGAAGCCCUGGCGUUGAAAAGCCUUUGCGAGCGCAUGCAUCGUAUCAUUUUUACGGAUCUUCAGGCACUGCACGACCGUUGCGAGCCGAAGUUCCACCCAGCCUUCGGUGCUGGGCGAAGUCGGUGCAGUGCCGAGCAGCUCUGGACGCGCCUAUGGACGGAAUCUCGUGGGGACGACACGUUUCUGGGAAACAUGGGAGUGCUCCUCGAACCCAAAGGGUGGAUGAAGCCAGCUUCCGUACUUCGAGUGGCGCAGGUAGAAGUUGCACCAGAAAGAGCCGCUGCAGACGCUGGAGCCACCUCCAGUUCUUCCACGCAAAUGACAAGUCCAGACGAACACCACCUGCGGGAAGACGGUGGACCCAGUUUUAGUAGAGCAGCAAGAGAUGCUGAAGUGGAGCCUGCGCAACAGGCAAGUUCAGAAAGCAACCAAGGAGGUGGAGGGGACCACAACGGGGUGGAACAAAGCAACAACGAGGAGAAAGAGGAAGAGGAGAGCUUUGAAGGGAGCAUGCGCGACAUUCUGCAGCGGGAUCCCUGGCAUUAUCUGUGGGAGCACCGAAUUUUGUCGUCUACGCAGAACAUCACCCACGUGCUGCCGCAGCCGGUUUUUCUGCCAAGAAAUUGCACCUACGCGAUGCACGAGUCAAUCGAGCGCCAGGCGCCACUGUUCUGGGUGAGUGAGCACUUGAAAGCGUGGGAGGAGUGGCGCGAAGACCGCGACAUCGAGAAGCAGUUGGAGGAAGCCCGAGGCGAAGUGUCGGCACCUAUGGAACUCUCAAACGCGACAUCGAUCGCUGUUACAUGAUUUGAUGUCGUGCAGAGUCAGAGUCUUCACUGACGUUAACCCUUCACGACACGUCGAUCAAGCUACUUCGCACGACAAGUUUGUUCUCCACGCACCACAUAGCACCGAAAUUUUUGCCAAUGUCAAAUAAUCUGUAAAUACUUAAAUGCAAGACCCGCGGCAAGCUUUCCCUUGCAGUUUUGCUAGUAUUCUUGCACAUACACAAGGCAUGCAACAGGGAUCAAUGUAACGCUUGUUGAGAGCUCCAUAGCACCACGUGACGCCGUCUACGGGGGGACAGGCACGCUUCUGGUUGACGAAGAGAAUGACGUUGUUCGCGAAGUGGUGCAUAAUUUCGGGUAUGCGGAGGAACACAGCGACGACCGCAACGGACCGGGCUUUAGGAAAAAGCUUUUAGGGCACGACGACGAAGCAGACUCCGAAUUUGCUUCGCCGUCCUCAGAGGACCUGAGCGAAGAUGCGGAACGCAGUAACUUUGGAAAUGAUAAUGUACAACGUACGGGCACUAGAAAAUCUCCACAAGGCAGGCGCCCUCCGCCCUCUUUGAGUUUGCUGCCUCGCGAACGGUGGCCGCGCUCUGCAUUCUCGAGGACGAGAAGUAUAGCCGCGGGCGGCGCUGGAGCUGGUACGAAUCCGGUCCGAGAUCGCACAGUUACUAGCGAGGAAGCUCGGCGCAACGGGGAGGCCACAGGAGCGUUCGUUUCUGAUGUCACGUCCAGGCUAAAAAGCGACGUAGAAUUGAAAUUACAACAGCACCACUCAGCUCCCCUAGCCGCCGAUUAUCGCGAGGUGCUUGCGGGCGGCGAGACGUUUCAAGAGGUUCGGCACGUUCUGAUGGACCUGCGACGGGACGAGGAGGAGGCUGUUCGUGGCAGCGUGAUUGGGAGCCGUGUGCAAACGCUAGCCGCUCUGGAGGCCAGUGGGGAAGACCGAUUACUGGUGGAAAUGUCGGGAUUCCCCCGCACCGGAAUCUACACAGUCGCCGACGUGUGGCAUGCAUGGACGGCCAACUUCCUUUCGCACUGGGACACGCUGAUUGAAACUCUGGAAUUACGACACUACGCAGAGGAAACGUUCGGUUACCUGUCGCCCGCGGCAUCGGCAGCAAGCGAAGCCGAAGCGGAUAAAACAAGUGCAGCGGCACCGCCAGCUGUGUCCGUAAUUAAAACUGAUUUGGCGGCUUACGGCAGCGUUCGUUUUGCGCAGCCGCCGGAUCAUGCGAGAAGAUCGGGGCAUGAUCUUCUACUGCCGACCGGCAAAAACCUGCGGUCCGGCUUCAACAUGUUUGAUCUUCCGCGCGAGCGCACACGGGGCGCGGCGGACCGACGCGUAACAAAGGCCUCUGAGGUCCUUUGCACCCUGCUCCAGAAGGCGGUCACAGAAAAGCGGAUCCUGUUCGGUCGUCUCCUCGAGAAGACCCGACAGUGGAUUUUGUACCCCACACCGAAAGACUUCACAUUGCUGAGUGAGCGCACGCGCUCCGCCGACCAAGGUGGCAUCUUCGAGGGAGAUUUUCAGAUCAGUACAAACGAAGAUGGAGAAUUCAGCCUAGACACCGCGAUGGACGCCGUGUUAGCUGGACUCCGGUUUUUUGCGAAGCAGCAGGACCAGGGGCGGGAGAACCAGCAAGGCGGGGCCCCGCUGGAGUAUGUUCCGAUUGAGCACUGGUACUCGGCGAGGCCAAUUCUCGAGCAAUUUGGCCAGGAAGCGCGCAACGUGGCGCACCGCCUCAACCAGUUGCAAACCUUCUUGUCUAAACAAGAGAACAAGGGCGCCGCACGUGAACCGGACGACGACGACGACGGAAAAAAUGAUCCGGACGCACGCAGUCGAACAGGAAGAGGCGGUACUAACGAAGACGAAGAUGUUGGUGAUUCUCUACCUCCUUCCAAGGCGGAGCAGAGCAGCAUUGACGAGCGGAGUAGAGUAGAGGACGAGAUUACGCCGGUCGCGAUACAUCUUGCCGAGUCUGUGAAUUUCGCACUGAUGGAGAAACUGCGACAGGAGGUCUUUUUGUUUCUGCGCAAGAAGCUGAUGCAAGAUGCGUACUUGCUGCGCGUCGCGGAGAUCGGCAUCUUCCAAGGGAAAACGACAAUGGACGUUCUCGCGCGAUGCCAACUACCGGGCUGGAUCCUGAUUCAGUACCAUCUGGUGGACCCCUGGCUGCAGGAAAUGGACGAGUUUCGACUGAUGGCCGAAGUGACGGACGUUUCCGAAUCGGCCGACACGGUCUACGAAUCGGUGAUAAGGAAUCUCACGCACUUCGCCACCAUGACCAACGACCCUGAAGCCGAGGAUCAUCCUGAAGAUGAACGAUCGCGAGGAGAUCAUCCUGAAAAAGAACUCGUAGCCGCUGCUCAACGUGAAAAUCACAAGCAAGAACAAGAGCACGUUGUAGAGGAUGAUGUUCUACUUGAAGACAGCAGAAGCACUAGCACUUCAUCUACAUCUGCAAUCUCAUCUACGAGCACUGCAAGAACAGCAUCGACAAGCAGCAUCGCGAGCCGAGAAGCCGCGCCAUCAGAAGUGGUCAAGCCAGCGGAACCGGUAGUCACUCCGCAAAUUCUGCUGAGGCGUGCCCGCCAACGGUACCGGACACAGAUCCCGGGGCCUUUCAUCGUCGAGGAGAACCAGCGCGUCGGCCGUGACAGCGUAGGGCUAUUCGUUCAUCGCCGCAAUAGCAUGAGAGCCACCCACAACUUGGAAGACCUAGAUGUGGUGUUUCUCGACGGAGAUCAUUCCUUGCAGGGCUUCCUGCAGGAUAUGUACGCAUACGCCGCGAAAACCCAAUACUACGCCUCGGGGCACGACUUCAAUUUGGCAAAUUUUCCGGGAAUCGGGCUCUCCCUGUUACACAGCCGCACACCCGGAACCCCACCCUAUAACGCGUUUGGCCAUCGGUACGCUAAUUCUACCAUCUACGUUGACAGUGAUUACGUGUGGUGGAUGCGUGUCGGCAGCGAUAAGUUCGACCACGUCGAGUAUUUCCCCAGCUGAACACUGACUUGUUGCUUGUUGUAAAAGCAUUUAUUCCCCAGCUGAACCUGAACGCCGAGGAAAGACAGCGGCACCACAACUCGAUAUUCCGAUGGGCCCUGGCGGACGGAUCCGUUCACGGACGUUGUUGACACUUCUGUACGAUUUCUGUUCGAUUUCACAGGUUCGAUGACAUGUAUGAAGCUCUUCAAAUUUAAAGCAUUCAUUCUUCUUUAUCAUCUAGAAAGAUGGGAAUCUUGCCGUUCCGGUCGGAGAGAGCGACGCGAGUCGAUGUUUAUUUGUUUUUGCUUUCACAGUCGCAGGUCUGCGUCUACCUCUUGGUGGUUCAUUG
Messenger RNA from Amoebophrya sp. A120, 4503 nucleotides. Lineage: Eukaryota; Dinophyceae; Syndiniales; Amoebophryaceae. The record is from the annotation of a GenBank genome assembly.